Morus notabilis is the source of this 1494-nucleotide messenger RNA. RefSeq names its product probable inactive purple acid phosphatase 1. Gene Ontology annotation, molecular function: acid phosphatase activity; metal ion binding. Bases 202 to 1494 code for a protein of 430 amino acids. The transcript has 9 exons. NCBI's taxonomy places the organism in Eukaryota, Viridiplantae, Streptophyta, Magnoliopsida, Rosales, Moraceae. The record is from RefSeq and is a predicted model, not a curated record.
UAUUCUAGUCCCGAGUACAAGGACACUGGAAAAGGGUUCUUGAAGUUUCAGCUGAUCAACCAGAGAUCAGACUUCUCCUUUGCUCUAUUUUCUGGUGGCUUAUCAAAUCCAAAAGUGGUGGCUGUGUCAAACCAUGUUGCUUUCUACAACCCAAAUGCACCAGUUUACCCACGAAUAGCACAAGGGAAAUCAUGGGAUGAAAUGACUGUGACAUGGACAAGUGGAUAUGGAACACAUGAAGCAGAACCUUUUAUUGAAUGGGGUCCAAAAGGAGGAGACUCUAUGCGCUCCCCAGCUGGGACUUUGACUUUUGAUCGUAAUAGCAUGUGUGGUGCACCUGCAAGAACCGUCGGAUGGCGUGAUCCGGGAUUCAUACACACUAGUUUUCUGAAGGAGUUGUGGCCAAAUAGAGUGUACACGUACAAGCUGGGGCAUAAACUGUUCAAUGGAACAUAUAUUUGGAGUCAGAAAUAUCAGUUUAGAGCAUCUCCAUAUCCUGGUCAAAAUUCUUUGCAACAAGUAGUCAUUUUUGGUGACAUGGGAAAGGAUGAAGCUGAUGGUUCCAAUGAAUAUAACAAUUUCCAACGUGGCUCUCUCAACACCACUAGACAACUUAUCCAUGACUUGGAAAACAUUGAUAUUGUCUUCCACAUUGGAGAUAUAUGUUACGCAAAUGGUUACCUUUCGCAAUGGGAUCAAUUUACAGCGCAGAUUGAGCCAAUUGCGUCCACUGUACCGUACAUGAUCGCAAGUGGAAACCAUGAACGUGACUGGCCAGGAACAAGUUCAUUCUAUGAAAACAUGGAUUCUGGGGGAGAAUGUGGCGUUUUGGCGGAGACCAUGUUCUAUGUCCCUACUCAAAAUAGAGACAAGUUUUGGUACUCCACUGACUAUGGCAUGUUUCGGUUCUGCAUAGCUGACACCGAGCAUGACUGGAGAGAGGGAACAGAACAAUACAAGUUCAUUGAGCACUGCUUAGCAUCAGUUGAUAGGCAAAAACAGCCGUGGCUUAUCUUCCUUGCACAUCGGGUUCUCGGAUACUCUUCUUGUAUCUGUUAUGCAGAAGAAGGAUCUUUUGCAGAACCAAUGGGAAGGGAGAGCCUUCAAAAACUAUGGCAGAAUUACAAGGUUGAUAUUGCCCUCUAUGGCCAUGUGCAUAACUACGAGAGGACUUGUCCUGUCUACCAGAACAUAUGCACCAACAAAGAGAAGCACUAUUACAAGGGCUCCUUAAACGGGACAAUUCACGUGGUUGCCGGUGGUGGAGGAGCAAGUCUAUCAGCAUUUACCACAUUCCAAACAAUGUGGAGUCUUUUCAAAGAUCGCGACUAUGGAUUCGUCAAACUUACGGCGUUCGACCAUUCAAAUCUGUUGUUCGAGUACAAGAAGAGCAAGGAUGGAAAGGUUUAUGACUCUUUUAGAAUAUCUCGAGAUUAUAGGGACUUCUUAGCCUGCACUGUUGGUAAUUGUCCAAGUACCACGUUAGCUUCUUGA